CCGUUUUAUUCGUGCUCCAAACAGCGAGGCCAUGUUAACGUUGAUAUUAUUGUUAUUAACUACUUAUUGUCAAUUAAAAAAAAGUAAUCACCCAACCAUGACAUUCGUUUACAAAUGAAUACUAAAUACAUGCUUUAAAAGUAAUAGCUGGUUCCAAGCAAUUAAAUUUAUCCAGUAUCACAAGCUAUCACUUACCUACUGUAAAACCAUGAAGAGUACGGCACUACUAGUGAUCUUUGUUGCCAUUUUUGUAUUCGAAACAACAAAAUGCAAAACUUAUCAACCAAAAGUGCGAAUUGGAAAUUACACGACAAUAAUUGGAAGAGUGAAGAGGACUGUCGAUGCACACAAAAAAUACGAUGCGUUUUACGCUAUUCCUUAUGCCAGACCGCCAGUUGGAGAUUUGAGGUUUCGUGCACCACUUACAUUAACGGAAACAGAAAUGCAGAUAGUUAUCGAUUCGUCCACAGAUCCGUGUCCAUGCCUUCAACAGACGCGAUUUGAAGGAGGAUGUGAAGAUUGCCUGUAUUUGAACGUGUACAGACCUCACUUAAGGGGAAAUUCUGAAUUACUACCUGUAAUGGUGUGGAUUUACGGUGGUGCUUUCGUAAGAGGAUCCAAUAGCUAUAAAUUCUAUGGUCCCGACUUCCUAUUAAAUGAGAAUGUCAUAGUAGUCACCAUAAACUACCGCCUUGGUGUAUUUGGGUUCCUCGGUACUGAAGACGCCAGUGCACCCGGAAAUUAUGGAAUAAAGGACCAGUUGUUGGCCUUACAAUGGGUUAAUAAAAAUAUCGUUUCUUUUGGGGGAAAUCCAGGUCGCGUAACUCUUUUUGGAGAGAGUGCCGGUGCUGCCAGUGUAUCGUACCUGUCCCAACUCGCAGUUACUAAAGGAUUGUUCCAAGGCGCUAUAAUGGAGAGCGGUUCUUCACUAUGUUCUUGGUCGUUCGUAAAACGCCCACUUGAAACAGCUAAAUCUUUGGCUAAAUUAUUAGGCGUUGAUACAAAUAAAACGGCAACUAUGGUAGACAGUUUAAGACAGAUUAAUCACAAGGCACUCCAGGAUGCGCAGAGUUUUUUGAUUAAAAAAAGUAUUCUAUUUGACAACUUGCUUGAUGAAUUGACCUUCUCACCGUGUGUUGAACCUGCAAGCUCAGACGCCCUUAUAACACGUGGUAGUUAUAGUCUACUUAAUGAAGGCAAGUAUCACGAAAUUCCGUAUAUGAUGGGAUAUAAUAGUUUGGAAGUCAGUGGACUCUUGAUUGCUGCAGCUGUUGGACCAAUUUCGCUAUAUUUUGGAAAGUUCAACCUUGAACCAGAGAAAAUGGUUCCGUUAAGUCUAAACAUCGACGAGCCUGAUGUAAAAGAACGUGUAGUACAAAUCAUCAGGGACUACUACUUUAACAACGAGCGCUUUAUAACUUCUAAAAAUCAGUUGAGAAAGUUUCUCAGCGAUGGGGCAUUUGUACGUCCUAUUACUAAAUCGGCGCAGUUGUAUAGCUUACAUGCCAAUGUAUACUUCUAUGUAUUCAGUUACGCGGGCCUAUUAGGAUCAGGCUAUAGACAAGAUGUUGGACAUACAGAAGAACUCCCCUAUUUAUGGAAUAGCCUUGGAAAGAGUAUACCAAUACACAAACAAGAUCAGAAAAUGAGAGUUCGUAUGGCAAGACUGUGGACUAAUUUUGCAAAGUUUGGCAAUCCAACCCCGUUCAACGACUCUCUUCUCGACAACGUAGUGUGGCCAACUGUAGAUGCACAAGGUACCUUUCAGUAUUUAAACAUCAGCAGAAUCUUAAGCGUGUCAAAAAAUCCUAAUUGGGAUUCUUUCACCUUUUGGAAGAACCUGUUCACAGAAUUUCAGAACCCUCCCUAUAAUACCUAUUAAAACUCUCGGGUUGAUUUUCUGCACGAAUAAUGUGAAAACAAUUGCACUAAAAAUAUCCUAAGCAGAAGGUGCUGGUAUUAAUUAUGUUAGGUCAAAUUUAUUGCUUUUUAUGCCAAUAAAAUUCAGAUCUU
Messenger RNA from Photinus pyralis (common eastern firefly), 2013 nucleotides. Its product is annotated as carboxylesterase 4A-like. The record is from RefSeq and is a predicted model, not a curated record. The transcript is spliced from 11 exons. NCBI's taxonomy places the organism in Eukaryota, Metazoa, Arthropoda, Insecta, Coleoptera, Lampyridae. Bases 209 to 1882 code for a protein of 557 amino acids.